Messenger RNA from Humulus lupulus (European hop), 1705 nucleotides. RefSeq lists its product as uncharacterized. The record is from RefSeq and is a predicted model, not a curated record. The coding region runs from base 351 to 1526 and encodes 391 amino acids. The transcript has 2 exons. Lineage: Eukaryota; Viridiplantae; Streptophyta; Magnoliopsida; Rosales; Cannabaceae.
AUAAGAAUGUGAAAGAGCUAUCUCCUCUAUUAUAUGCGUGGUUUCAACUGAAGACUAGUCAAUUACUGGCAACAAAGCAAAAACAAUCCUACGGUCCAAAACCAAGGACUAAGCUAAACUCCAAAAUCUCCCUACUUAUAAUAUUUUCUCCUAUUUAAUUUAUUCAUAUAAAAACUUUACAAAUCAAAACCCCAAAAUUUAUUUAGUUUAGGCCGCUCACUUCUUCAUCUUCUCCCUCUCAUUAAUUUUACCUCUUUUCAUUCACCAAUUACCUCUUCAAAACCCCCCAACCCAAUAACUCAUCCAAUUAUAAACUAUAGCAAAAAAAUAAUAAUAAAAUCGAGAUAGGCAUGGAAACUGGGUCUAUGAUUCUCCGGAACCUCGCCUACUCUCUAUUCGUUUACGCCGAUAACUCUUUUCUCAGCUUUGCCGAAAAGCACAGACUCCUCGAGCUCAUUCGCUCUUUCCUAAUCGCUUUUGUUCUCUUUCUCCUUCGUUUAAUCCCUUCUCUGACCCCAAACUACUUCCCUUUCGACUCGCUUAAGCUCACCAAGAAAGGCGCGUUCACUCACUCGCCGCCCUCCGGCGAUGGCGUUGGUGCCGUCGAUGUAGGGGAGAAGUUUGGAAUCGGUCGAGCGCUUUCGCAGUCGCUGUCGAUUAUGAGCGAGAUUCCCGUGAGUUCACGGAAGUACGACGUCGUUCGGUCUUUGGCGGAAAAGAUUAUUGAGGAUAACCGGAGAGAAGGCUCCCCUGCUUUGUGUGAAGUUAACCGGACGGUUUUAUCGGCGGCGUUUUCCAGGACUCUUGCGCAGCUUGAGUUGGAUGUGGUGGAGAAAGGAGUUGGGCCGGAGGUUUGGGCCGAGAGUGGGAAUGGGCCUGGCCCAGUUGACUACCGGUUGUUUAAGGUUUUGAGGGUGGUUCGGUCCAUUGGGGACGUGGCUUGGACCAAGGUUGGCGGGAGAGCCAGGGUGGGAGGGAGCCCGGCUGGGAGAUCGGCGGAGAAGCUGGCGGCUGAGCUGGUUUGGUUGGCGGAAAAGAUGGCGGCGUGUGGGUUUGCUGAUGAUGCUGUUCGGAGGUGGGCUUCAGCUUCUCGAUUGGCUUGGCUUGCUAUUUCGGCUGAGCCGCGGCUUCAGUGUUCCCUUGUCAAACUUUCAGCGUUCUUGUUCGCUGAAAGUAAAGACUUUAUAGAGAAGGAUUUGUCUGAGCAUGAGAAAGAGCAGCUGAAACAAAUGAAGAUUCAAAUGCUGCAAUCAUGGCUGCCACUGCUUUGUAGGGCAAGCAAUGGCACCGAUGCGCCUGUGUUGAGCGGGAGCAAGAGAUCGGAGGUGGAGAAAGUGUUGGAGGAGAUAAUAGAGACGUUGGAUGAGGUUCAUCAAGAGAAGGUGUUGACCCUUUGGCUCCAUCACUUCACAAGUUGUCCCUCCUCAGAGUGGCCUAAUCUCCAUGCCUCUUACACUCGCUGGUGCGAUGCUGCUCGAAAAUCGCUCUUGCUCCACCAAGAUCUACUACUUCUAAAUCAAGAAUAAUAAGUUAGCGCACCAAUAUGCUAUCCGAUCUUCUUCUUUUGGCUAUUAAAAUCUGUAAUAUAAUUAUUCUUUAUAGAAUUGAUUUCUCCUCAUAUAUACUGUAAUGUUAUAUAUAUAUUACAGUAUUGUAUAAAUCUAUAACAUGAUUAUAAAGUGUUUAUUCAUUAAAAAGUUUUAAA